Gilbertella persicaria is the source of this 431-nucleotide messenger RNA. RefSeq lists its product as uncharacterized. The record is from RefSeq and is a predicted model, not a curated record. Bases 210 to 407 code for a protein of 65 amino acids. The transcript has 2 exons. NCBI's taxonomy places the organism in Eukaryota, Fungi, Mucoromycota, Mucoromycetes, Mucorales, Choanephoraceae.
CUGCUACUACUACUACUACUACUGCUACUACUGCUACUACUACUCGUGCCAUCUUCUUCUUCCUCCGACGGCACUGUUGUCUGAGCCAAUGACGAGUUGUAAGACAGAAUUGAUUUUUUCCUCGUGAUACCAAUACUGUUUUGUACUUGAAUAUCUUGUUCAUUUGCAUGUCGCUUUAUCCAUGUAUCGAACUCUUUUGGUGAAAUAGGAUGAUCAACGCCUGUCGUUUUAGAAGAAACCCAAACAUCUGUCUUUUGAACACCAUCAUUGACUGUUUGCUGGUAAGGAUCCAGGUUGUUCAUGACAGAUGCUUCUUGUUGCUCGGAAGAGGAUUUGCUAAAAUAAGGCGUUUCAUGAUGAUAUGUUGUCAAAUCAUAGUCUGUAGUCGGAUUCUCAUCAAGUGUUGAAUUCAUUCCAAGAUAAAAAAAAAA